Molecule: messenger RNA, 609 nt
Organism: Carcharodon carcharias (great white shark)
Lineage: Eukaryota; Metazoa; Chordata; Chondrichthyes; Lamniformes; Lamnidae
Gene: tafa4b
Product: TAFA chemokine like family member 4b
Exons: 7
Coding region: 10-609 (199 amino acids)
Molecular function (GO): receptor ligand activity
Source: RefSeq, a predicted model, not a curated record
CCUGCAAGGAUGAGAUUCUGUCCAAAAUCGAUGCUCCUCACUCACUGGCUGCUGCUCAUCUCCGCUUUAAUGCUUUGCUGCAAGUUGCUGUCUGCAUCCAGUCACCACCCACGGGGCCACUCAGUCCGUCAUCAGGUCAAACAGGGCACAUGUGAGGUUGUUGCUGUCCACCGGUGCUGCAAUAAGAACAGAAUUGAGGAACGGUCGCAAACAGUGAAAUGCUCUUGUUUUCCAGGACAGGUGGCUGGUACAACUCGGGCUCAGCCUUCAUGUGUUGAAGCCUCUGUAGUGAUGCAGAAGUGGUGGUGCCAUAUGAAUCCUUGCCUAGAGGGUGAGGAAUGCAAGGUUCUUCCAGACCUUUCAGGAUGGUCCUGCAGCAGUGGCAACAAGGUCAAAACCACCAAGGCAAGUUUCCUGGGCUUCCUGAAGCUCACCAGUGAAAAGCUGGGGUUUGUCUACUUCCAUUACAGGUGCCAGAAGCCCCUCAUUGGUCAGACCAGCCCAACCGUUCAGAUGGUUAUUGUAACACCUCAAGUAGAUGACAGUCACGAGAGGAACCAGCAGCGAGAAGAGCUUCAACUCCAGCCAGAUUGGAGAGAGAAACCCUGA